UCACCCCACACAAUGAAACCCACCGGUCCAACCCUAUGAUUUCCGGUGGAUACGAAAGCUACUCUGUCGACAAUUCACCGGAAUCUCCGGUUCCUCCUGUAAUUCCACAGCCGCAGAGCUCAGGUUGUGGCUUAUUGGGAUAGACCCAGUUGUAAUAUUAUUGGCAAAGAAUGUCACUCCUCAGUAGAUUCUUUUACAGAAGACCUCCAGAUGGCUUGCUUGAAUUUGUUGGUAGAGUAUAUGUUUUUGAUUCUUGCUUUUCAACGGAAGUUUUGCCCGAGGGAAUAUACCAACUUUAUCUGCACGAAAUCAUAACCGAAUUACAUGAAGAAUUACCUGAGUCAUGCUUUCUUGCAUUCAAUUUCCGAGAGGGCGAGAAAAGGAGCCAGUUUGCAGAAAUUUUUUGUCAGUACGAUGUUGCAGUCAUGGAUUAUCCACGACAGUAUGAGGGGUGUCCCAUCCUACCAUUUUCUUUGAUCAAUCAUUUUCUGUGUGUCUGUGAGAGUUGGCUUGCCCGUGGGAAUCACCAGAACGUUAUUUUGCUUCACUGUGAGAGAGGGGGUUGGUCGCUUUUGGCUUUGCUUUUAGCUAGCUUGUUGAUAUUUAGAAAGUUGCAUAGUGGAGAAAAAAGGAUUCUUGAAAUGGUUUAUCGAGAGGCUCCUAAAGGUUUGUUACAACUAUUGUCACCACUAAACCCAUUUCCUUCUCAGCUUCGUUACCUCCAGUACAUAUCAAGAAGAAAUAUAUCUCCCGAAUGGCCUCCUCCUGAACGAACUCUUUCGCUUGAUUGUCUUAUUUUACGUGCUAUUCCAAGGUUUGACACUCAAAAUGGAUGCCGGCCAUUUGUCCGUAUUUUUGGUAGAAAUCUCCUUAGCAAGGGUGGGUUGUCAACCCAAAUGAUAUAUUCCAUGCCCAAGAAAAGUAGAAGUCUUCGCCAUUAUCGGCAGAAGGACAGUGAUGUGAUUAAGAUUGAUAUUCAAUGUUUGGUGCAAGGGGAUGUUGUCUUGGAGUGCGUCCAUUUAGAUUUGGAUCCUGAAAGGGAAGUUAUGAUGUUUCGUAUAAUGUUCAAUACUGCUUUUGUUCGAUCCAACAUCUUGAUGCUAAACUAUGAGAACUUGGACAUUCUUUGGGAUUCAAAGGCGCGAUAUCCAAAAGGCUUUCGAGCCGAGGUUCUUUUUGGUGAGGUUGAGAGUAUGUCUCCCCCAAAAGCUCCAACUGCAACUUUAAAUGGUGAGGAGAAAGGUGGAUUGCCGAUUGAAGCUUUCUCCCGGGUUCAAGAACUUUUCAAUGGAGUUGAAUGGGUUGAUAGUGGUGAUGAUACCGCUUUAUGGUUACUUAAGCAACUUUCUGUCUUGAAUGAUGCGAAAGAGUUGUCUAUAUUACAAAGUAGACCAAGUACAUGUUCAUCACCUUUUGAUUCCGAAGAAGAAAACAAUGCAUCUAGUAUCGCUGAUAGUCUGGACUUUCUGGACUCUGAAAAGGUUAAUAACCUAACAUAUACUACUGUACCAGGGAUGAAUUUCCUAGAUGAUCCCUUGUCCCAGGAUCCUGCUUCAGGUGAAGCAUUUGAUCUCAAGCCUUCUGAGGAUCCAUUGAAGCCAUUAAUAUCAGAGACUUUAGAGUCAGUUCUUUCUCCCUCUGAAACUGAUAGUCAAAGUGAUGUAAAUGUUGCUUUAUCAUCUUCAAAUAAAUUGCCAGUUGAACCUGUUUCCUCAUCUCUUCAUCUACAAUCCUCAGUUCCAAAUAAAGAAAUUCCACCCUGUUCACCCCCAUCUCCACCGUCUUCAGUACCUUCUUCUGCUGUUUCUUGUAAAAGUGUCCCUCAACCACCUUCACUUCCACCUCUACCUCACUCUAUUAGUUUUAGUAGAGGAACUCUGCCGCCUCCACCAACUCCUCCUCCACCUCCUAUUAGUAAUUCUAGUAGAGGAUCUCCACCCCAUAUACCUACUCCACCUCCACUUCCACCUAACUCUGUUACUUCUAGUAAAGGGCCUUCACCACCUCUUCCUCCGCCUCCACCACCUCCCCCUAUUAAUUCAAUUAGAUAUCCUCCACCACCACCACCACCACCACCACCACCACCUCCUCUUCCACCUCCACCUCUAUCUACCUCACAAAAAAGACUUCCACCUCCUCCACCACCUCCACCACCUCCCCCUUCCAUCUCUUCUAAGGGCCCUCCGCCACCGCCGCCACCACCACCCCCACCCCCUUAUGUCUCUUCUAAAGGCCCACCACCGCCACCGCCACCGCCACCGCCACCGCCACCUUCCAUCUCUUCUAAAGGCCCUCCACCACCGCCGCCACCUCCCCCUUCCAUCUCUUCUAAGGGCCCUCCACCACCACCGCCGCCACCUCCCCCUCCUCCUUCCCCUUCCAUCCCUUCUAAGGGCCCUCCACUGCCACCCCCUCGUUCCUCUACAUUCAGUCGGCCCUCUCCCCCAACACCUUCUCCUCCACCACUGCCACGACUACCAUCCACCGGCACUGCUACUACUAAUAGGCCACUAGGUCCGCCACCCCCUCCUCCACCUCCUGUAGGGCAUAAAACUAGUGCUACCACCACCAUCACUAGGACACCACCACCACCACCUCCACCUCCUCCAGGAGGCCCUCGACAAGGUUUGGUUCCUCCAGCUCCCCCACACGUAUCAAAGCCUCCUAGUGCCCCUCCUCCACCUCCAGGUUAUGGGGUAGCACCAGGUCCACCCCCACCACCUGGAGCAAAGGGUCCCAAUGCCCCACCCCCGCCAGCUCCUGCAACUGGAAGGGGAAGAACCUCUUUGGGAUUAACCAGUCAUGGAAAAGGUCGAUUUUCUGCGGGUUCUUCAAUUCCCCUCAAGAGAGCUUCAUUAAAGCCUUUACACUGGGUGAAAGUUACACGUGCAAUGCAGGGAAGUUUAUGGGCUGAUUCUCAAAAACAGGAAAAUCAGUCAAGGGCUCCUGAAAUUGAUAUAUCAGAGCUUGAAAGUCUGUUCUCAGCAGCUUCUGCUUCAGAUGCCAGUGACAAGGGUGGAGGCCGACGUGGUUCUAAAAUAAACAAACCAGAUAAAGUGCAAUUGGCAAGUGGAUUAUGCUUUUGA
Ilex paraguariensis (yerba mate) is the source of this 3086-nucleotide messenger RNA. Lineage: Eukaryota; Viridiplantae; Streptophyta; Magnoliopsida; Aquifoliales; Aquifoliaceae. The record is from the annotation of a GenBank genome assembly.